ACAUGGGGUCCAGCAUCUCAAAAGCUCGGGGCUUGUGUCCCUUUGUUUCCACUACAGGGGUCGGCAGCCCAGUGGCUACAGUGGCUAAGCAAUCUUUGGUGCGGUCUCGAGCCCGAGUAGUGCCUCCCUUCGUAUUCACCCGCCGCGGCUCCAUGUACUAUGAUGAAGAUGGGGAUCUGGCUCACGAAUUCUAUGAGGAGACAAUCAUCACCAAGAAUGGGCAGAAGAAAUCCAACCUGAAGCGAGUACGUAAUAAUCUGAUUCCUCAGGGCAUCGUGAAGCUGGAUCGCCCACAAAUUCACGUGGAUUUCCCUCUGAUCCUCUGUGAAAUAUGAGCCUGCGGCACGGCAGACACAAGCCCCCCACUGCCCCAGCAAGAAACUCGCAGAAUCAAGGUGUAGCUUCCAUUCAGGAGUCCAGACAUGUGCCACAACCCUCAAUAAACUGAACUCCAUUGGCGCAGAA
Molecule: messenger RNA, 465 nt
Organism: Rattus rattus (black rat)
Lineage: Eukaryota; Metazoa; Chordata; Mammalia; Rodentia; Muridae
Product: tumor suppressor candidate 2-like
Exons: 1
Coding region: 3-335 (110 amino acids)
Biological process (GO): regulation of mitochondrial membrane potential; inflammatory response
Cellular component (GO): mitochondrion
Source: RefSeq, a predicted model, not a curated record